Messenger RNA from Achroia grisella, 3281 nucleotides. It is a transcript of the gene EMC1, whose product is annotated as ER membrane protein complex subunit 1. The coding region runs from base 4 to 2763 and encodes 919 amino acids. The transcript is spliced from 17 exons. Gene Ontology annotation, cellular component: EMC complex. Gene Ontology annotation, biological process: protein folding in endoplasmic reticulum. Lineage: Eukaryota; Metazoa; Arthropoda; Insecta; Lepidoptera; Pyralidae. Gene Ontology annotation, molecular function: protein binding. The record is from RefSeq and is a predicted model, not a curated record.
GCUAUGGGGCUCUUGUCAAAUAAAUUUAAACCCAAUUUUUUGGGUUUAUUAAAAUUUUUGAACAGUUUAAACUUCUUUAUAGUGUUCUUUAGUUUAAUAAACCUUUCUGUAUGUAUAUAUGAGGAUCAAAUAGGAAAAUUCGAUUGGCGUCAAAGUUAUGUAGGAAGAAUAAAAUUUUCAGAGUUCGACACAGUCUCAACAGCUAAGAAAAUAAUAGUCGCCACCGAAGAGAAUGUUUUGGCCGCUUUGAACUUAAAGACAGGUCAAGUGGUAUGGAGGCAUGUGCUGGAGAGUGCUUCUACAGGCAACAUCCAGCUUCUCCAUGUGUCAAAGAGGGUGGUAACUGUAACAGGAGCGAACCCAUAUCUCGUCAGAGGAUGGGAUCCAGCUACAGGUGUCCUUAUAUGGGAAUGGUCACUGACCCUCCAGAAUGACGAUCAUGCUGACUUCUCGGAGUGGUGGGUGCAAGAGUAUAAUGUAUUAGUUCACAUGUUGCCAAUCUAUGGCUCCCACAUUGAAGUCACCAUGUACAACUUAGUGACAGGACAUAACAGAGGGGCCACAUCUAAGUUACCAGCUGUAUGGACCAAUGAUGGAUGCAUUCUGACAGCACCAUAUUACACAUGCAUAGGAAAAGAGCUCAUACAUUCACUCGACGUCACAUCUAAUGCAAUUCAACUGAUAAGCAAACCACUGUCACUGUACGUUCCCAAUGCAGGAGAUGUGACUCUUAGACCAUUAGACGGUAACAGCAUCUCACCAGGAUUUAUUAUCAAUGACAAGAAAAUAGUGAUUAUAAAGAAUAAUGACUUAAAACUUCUGGAAACUGCACUUGGGGAUCAGUCAGCUAGCGCAAGUAUAAUUGACAGUUCCAGUGGUCCAAUACUUGUGCAGAGUUGGAGUGAUGAACUAAAGGGAUUCUUCUUAACAGCUCACAGUCUAACAUCAGGCCAGGAGGUACGAGAAAUCCAAUAUUCAGAUAAGGAUCUACACAUACCCGAGCCAGAGAUAUCGGCUGCGGUGUGUUCAUCAGCGAGGGAGAACAUCUGCAGAUUCUUCGUGACCGGGGCGGAUGACGCCGCCCAUCUGUUGCAACAAGGAGGCCGUGUACUGUGGACUCGGGAGGAAGCGCUCGCAAAUGUUGUGGCAGUGGAAUUUGUCGAUUUGCCCGUAUCGGAUCUCGACGCUGCAAUUGAAUCAGAGUUCGAUCAAAAAGAGGCUGCCAAGAUGUACAGUUCAAUAUGGGCGGCGUUCUCCCGACGACUGCACACGCAACUGCAGCAGUUGCAGGCGUUACUGCAGUCUCUGCAGGGCGAGAGGACCGCGGGCAAUGACCCGGAGCCCCUCGUCCGAGAUUACUUCAACUUACACAAGAUUAUCGUGCUCGUCACUGAUGUUGGCAAGAUUUUCGGUAUGGACAACCUGUCGGGCGAGCUGCUGUGGCGGCGCUACGAGCCGCAGCUGGACGCGGACGGAGCCCUCAUAUUCACCAGACGCUCGGCCAGACAUCCGCCACAUGACGCCUACAUCACUAUCGUGGGCAAACACGAGGAAACCGGUAAUGGGCUAAUCAUUAAUUUGAACCCUAUCCGCGGUGUUAGCGUCGGUGAUAGUCGCUUGCAUUUGGACGCCCCAUUACUACAAGUGGCAAUGCUACCACGUGCAGACGCGGAUAAGCUACACGCACUAUUACUACUCGACUCACACCGCGACGUGCUGGUUUUACCGCUGUCAGCGGCGCCACUGGUACAGGACAUGUACAUGUAUGUCGCUGAGAAAGAAACAGCGAAGGUGCAAGGAUACUCGCUCAGAUAUGAUGGAGUGCGCGUGGUGGCGCAGCAGACGUGGUCGCUGUCGCUGGGCGGCGGUGGUGGUGGUGGCGGUGGUGGCGGUGGUGGCGGCGUGCGCGUGGUGCGCGCGGUGACUGCGGGCGCGGUGGGCGCGGCGGCGGGCAGCGUGCUGGCGGACCGCAGCGUGCUCUACAAGUACCUCAACCCCAACCUCGUGCUGUUCCUCGCUGAGGGACCGGACCCCGUGCAUAAAGACGUGGUGGUGGCGUGGGUGGUGGACGGCGUGUCGGGCGGCGUGGUGGCGGCGCAGACCACGCGCCGCGCCCGCCUCGCGCCCGCCGCGCCCGCGCUGCUGGCCGGACACGCCGCCGCCUACGUCUACUACAGCGACAAGCAUCGACGACACGAGAUCGCUACAAUGGAACUGUACGAGGGCAAGGAGCGUUGGUUACCGGCGGGCGCGGCGUUCAGUUCGCUGACGUGCGAGCGAGCGCCCAGCGUGCAGCGGCAAGCUUACAUCCUGCCCGCGGCGCCGCUCGCCGCCACCUUCACCGUCACUGAGAGAUCGCUCGCAGACAUACACGUUUUAUUGGCGCUGUCGUCGGGCGCGGUGGUGGAGAUUCCGUGGGCGGCGGUGUCCGCGAGGAGGUCGGUCAUCGCCGAUGACGAGGGCCUGCCCCCCUACCUGCCCGAGCUGCCGCUGCCGCACGACGCCGUGCUCUCCUACAACCGCUCGCUGCAGCGGCCACGAGCGCUGCACGCAGCGCCCGCCGGCCUCGAGUCCACCAGCCUCGUGCUGCUCACCGGCCUCGAUCUGUUCUACACCCGAGUGGCACCUUCGAAAACAUUCGAUCUCCUGAAAGAUGACUUCGACUACAACCUCAUCUCUAUAGUCCUGGUGGCGCUCGUGGUGGCCACUUACAGCACCAAGUACUUCGCGUCACGAAAAAUGCUCAGGGUGGCCUGGAAGUGAUGUUUGUAUCCUAUAUAGUGAUUUGCAAUCGAUACCGGCAAUCUGGACUGUGAGACGAGAGUAGUAUGGCUUAAAUUCGUUUGCAGGAACGUCUGCUAAUAAAUUUGAGACUAGAUGGCGCUGUGUGAAUAUGCGCUCAUGCCUAUACUGUCUAGAAGAGUAAAAAAGUAUAAACUAUUAAUUAUACUCAGACACUCUAGUAAUUUCAUAUCAAAUAUGUUAGAAUAGAGGAAAUUCUAUUCUUUACGCUUUGUUAUCUUCUCCUAAUGAUUCACUUUGAUGACCUUAUCCGUAGAAACCUUAAAUUCUUUGAUUUAUAAGUAUUUUAUUUUGAGUUAUGUUCCUUUUAAUAUUUAUUUUAUUUAAAAAUAUUGAAUUAAGGAUAGUAAUUGCUAAUCAAUUUUAUACUCGAUUAUAUAUUCGAUUCAUAGUAUGAUUCCUACAAACGAUUUUAAGCUAUAGGACCCUGAUGAGAUGUCGCUUUUGUAUACAUUUCUAUAGGCGACUUUUAUACUACU